CAACCCCCUCAACUCCCUGCAACAAUACAACAUGACUUCCCGCGAAUCACACCGAAUAAAGGAUGCCGAAAAGAAGCGUGUCCUGGACGAGGCGGCCCGUCAACGACGCGCACGGAAAGCACUCGAGGCUCUGGAGCAAGACAACUUCCACGAUGACCCCCACGCCGACUUAGUUAUGUCGAAAAAAGUUCCUAAAUUUCAUGACAACCUCGAAUCAGGAAGGACACGUAAAACAAAGAGAAAAGGCGCCGAGUAUUAUAGAGCUAAGUACAGGAAGAAUUUCAUACAAUUACUGGAGGAGGACAAGGCGCACCGACCCGAUCCACCGAACUACUGCAGUGCUCAGGCGCCUCCAUCUAGACUUCCCCAGCGGCAUUUCUGCGCAGUUUGCGGGAGCUGUUCCAACUACACUUGCACGGCAUGCGGAACUCGGUACUGUUCUGUGAAAUGUCUUGGGACUCACCAGGAUACCAGAUGUCUGAAGUGGACGGCGUAGAUCCUUCAAUAUCGUAGCCGGCGUAGAUCCUUCAAUAUCGUAGCCGGCAAUUAAUAACAAAAGCAUUGAAAUGUCAGUGCGGGACGUCAACAUAUUUUGUACAGAUAAAUUCCCACUAUUUUGGGUUGAAUGUUUGUUAGGUUAGGUUUGCUAUAAUAAAUUGAAUUUAAACCAAUUGGA
Messenger RNA from Hermetia illucens (black soldier fly), 676 nucleotides. RefSeq names its product zinc finger HIT domain-containing protein 1. Gene Ontology annotation, molecular function: nucleosome binding. NCBI's taxonomy places the organism in Eukaryota, Metazoa, Arthropoda, Insecta, Diptera, Stratiomyidae. Gene Ontology annotation, cellular component: Swr1 complex. Bases 32 to 496 code for a protein of 154 amino acids. The record is from RefSeq and is a predicted model, not a curated record. Gene Ontology annotation, biological process: chromatin remodeling. The transcript has a single exon.